Messenger RNA from Amphimedon queenslandica, 950 nucleotides. Its product is annotated as neurotrypsin-like. The annotation marks the transcript as partial. Gene Ontology annotation, cellular component: membrane. The transcript is spliced from 9 exons. The record is from RefSeq and is a predicted model, not a curated record. Lineage: Eukaryota; Metazoa; Porifera; Demospongiae; Haplosclerida; Niphatidae.
AGCAGCCAUUUGAAUUAGGUUCCACUCACUAAAUCUAGUUAGAUCUAUAAUAGGCAUGACCUGACAUUCUUUCAAAAUUAUCUGGACUAUGCAAAAUGGCUGCCUUGUCAUCUUUUUUGUUUCUCUCCAUUUUUCUUUCUUAUUCAUUAUUAAUUGAUGGUCAGUCUCCUGGUGACCUCAGACUAAUCAGAAACGGUGUCUCAAGACUCAGUUAUUCAUAUGGUAGACUCCAGAUUUAUGCGUCCACUGGUUGGGGUGAGGUCUGUGGAGAUAAUUUCAAUAUAACUGAGAGGAACGUGGCCUGUCACCAGCUGGGGUACUCCUCAUCAUUGAACAAUGACACCAUCAACAGUUAUGGUAGUGAUGUUGGUUCUGUUUCUAUAUCGGAGGUCAAUUGCUAUGGCAACAGUGAGUACCUCCAUUUGUUGAGGUGUUCUUAUAGGAAAGGUUUUCACACCUGCCAACGGAACUAUGUUACUUUAUACUGCAACAGUACUAAUAAUCCUCCUUAUGACAGUCAAUUGAGAUUAUUGUAUGGGACCACUUCAUCAAACGGUCUGGUACAAGUCUAUUGUAGUGGCCAGUGGGGGACAGUCUGUGGCCGAUACUUCACUCCUGAUGCUGCCCACCUUGUCUGUAGACAGCUGGGAUACACCUCGGCUAAGUCUUAUAGUAACGGAACCUUUCAGGCUAGUUACUGGACCCCAAUAUGGUUGGAUAAUUUAUAUUGUUCAGCCUCACCCACUGAGGUCUGUCUUGGUUCCUGUGCCUCUUGUACUGGUUCCAGAGUCUCUACCUAUCAGUGUUCUCAUUCUUAUGAUCUCAACGUUCACUGUGUAUAUGAAGCUCUUCACUACGAAGAGGGAUCUAACACUACCAGCUGUGAAUCAAUAGAACUGAGGCCUAGAUUAGGAGAGGUUCGUCAGUUGACUGUGGUUGGUUCUAGUUCA